ACAAUGACUUGCUCUUCUGUCCUUCCGGGAAGACUGUCCAGUCAGCACGUACAGCUGGUCUUCGGCGUCGCCAAGGGGGGAUCUGAGUCGGCUGGAAUGGUUGAAAGGGUGCGAGUGCAAUCGCGAAAGAACAAUGAAGCUGCCCAGAAAGUGGUUGCUUCGGGCGGUCGGUUGAGGCAUGCAGCGGUACACCGCGUCCCGACCGGAGUUGAACUAGAGUCGGGCCGACGGAGACGUCGGAGGUCGAGCAGGAGGCUGGAAGUGAUGAUGUGUCGAAGAGGUGCGAGAAGAGUGUUUUUUACUUCGAGGCAGAAUUAG
Protopolystoma xenopodis is the source of this 318-nucleotide messenger RNA. The record is from the annotation of a GenBank genome assembly. NCBI's taxonomy places the organism in Eukaryota, Metazoa, Platyhelminthes, Monogenea, Polystomatidea, Polystomatidae.